This is a messenger RNA of Trifolium pratense (red clover), 682 nucleotides long. RefSeq names its product dynein light chain 2, cytoplasmic-like. The record is from RefSeq and is a predicted model, not a curated record. Gene Ontology annotation, molecular function: dynein light intermediate chain binding; dynein intermediate chain binding. Gene Ontology annotation, biological process: microtubule-based process. Gene Ontology annotation, cellular component: dynein complex. The transcript has 2 exons. Lineage: Eukaryota; Viridiplantae; Streptophyta; Magnoliopsida; Fabales; Fabaceae. Bases 124 to 465 code for a protein of 113 amino acids.
AAAUAAAGAAAAACAAAUUGAACAUAAACAUGUGAAGAUUUUAUCAAUCUCAAAAUCUUGACCACUUGACAAGCUAUAUAUGUAAACCGUGUGCUACAUUUUGUUGUGUCAAUUUGAGUGAAGAUGUUGGAAGGAAAAGGUGUGGUGAGAGAGACAGACAUGGCAGAGGAGAUGCAGAACAAAGUCAUGGAGUUUGCUCAUCAAGCACUUGAUGCACAUGAAGUUUCUGAUUGUCAGAGUAUUGCUCAUUUCAUCAAACAGAAACUUGAUGAAACAUAUGGACCUGCAUGGAAUUCUGUGGUUGGAAAUGACUUUGGAUCUUGCAUUACACACAUGAGUGGAAGUUUCAUAUUCUUUAGAGUGGAAAUGAUGGAAUUUCUGAUCUUCAAAGAUGGGAAGGACUUCACAGAAAACAGAGAAGAAGUUAUUAGAGUUAUACAGAAAUCAGGAAAUGAAGAUUCAUAAAUUCUGAGUAUAUUAUUGAAACUAAGUUGGUCAUUACUAAUCAAACACUUUUCAGAUUUAAUAUGUGUUUAUAUGUCCAUCCGAUUCAGUUCAUUGGUAAGAGUUUGAUUUUAUAACUUUAAGACAUGAGUUCAAAUGCUGUUGAAAAUAGUUGUAAAAUGAUUAUUAUUGCCGACCUGAUUAAUAAGAAUUUCCCUCUUUUUUUUUCUUUUUCUUA